This is a messenger RNA of Westerdykella ornata, 1011 nucleotides long. RefSeq lists its product as uncharacterized. The transcript has 3 exons. NCBI's taxonomy places the organism in Eukaryota, Fungi, Ascomycota, Dothideomycetes, Pleosporales, Sporormiaceae. Gene Ontology annotation, cellular component: catalytic step 2 spliceosome. Bases 1 to 1011 code for a protein of 336 amino acids. The record is from RefSeq and is a predicted model, not a curated record.
AUGGACGGCAUCAUUGCCUCCGCUGUAGUGCUCCCGGAGCCCCAGGAAACGAACCGUUCCCCGAGUCCACCACAAUCCCCAACGGGCCAGAAGAGGAGGCAAUCAUCCGUAGCCGAACAAGAUGCCAAACGACCGAGGCUCAACAGCUUCGAUGCCGAAGCUAGUAACGGAGGACAACCCUCGUCAAACGCUCAAACGCAGACAACAGCAGUGCCAGCGAGGCGAGAGCGAGGCCGCGAACGAAGGCUUUUUGGCGCAGUCCUCGGUGCCCUAUCCCAGAAUUUUGCUAGUCCAGCACAGAGAAAACGGUCGGAGAUUGAGAAACGGCAACGGGCUCAGCGUGAGCAGGAAGAGCAGGAAGAUGGGCAGAGGAAGGCUGAGCGCAUUGCACAGCGCAAGGCUCAGCGCCGGAUAGAGCAGAAGAGGUUCGAGAGGGAAUCGAUGCGGAUUCGACAUGCCAAUAUGCGACACAUGGCCCACUUCCUUCGGACAAAGACUGAGCCACAACUGUACUAUAAACCCUGGGAAACCACCGAAGAAGAAGACGAACGAAUACAAGCCCAAAUAGCCGAGGCCGAGGAGACUAUUCGCCGAGAAUUAGAUGAAUUACGGUCCCGAGAGAAUGCGGAUGGAGAUCGAGAGCAGAACCAGGAGCAGCCCCGUAACACGGCCUCCGAGUCCAACAAAGAUGCACAGCCGUCGCUCGAGAGGGACCAAGAUACGUAUAUGCAUGAAGACACGGCUAUAGAGAAUGGAACGAAUGAAAGGAGCCUAAACGGUAGCGGACCGUCACCCGAGGAUUCGGGACCAAGGGAUAAUGAGCAUGCAGAAUCUGUCACGAAUGGGGCGGAGAGAGGAGGACAGGUAGCUGAACCACACCACAUAUCGGCUACCACAAGUCUGGGUGCGACGUCAGCCGAAGGGAAUUUAGAGGCAGAUACGAACAAAGAAGCCAUGGACGAUAACGGAGACGAGAUGGUAGAGGCCGCUGAAGAUACGGUCAUCUACUGA